Fusarium verticillioides 7600 is the source of this 2874-nucleotide messenger RNA. RefSeq lists its product as hypothetical. Lineage: Eukaryota; Fungi; Ascomycota; Sordariomycetes; Hypocreales; Nectriaceae. The record is from RefSeq and is a predicted model, not a curated record. The coding region runs from base 578 to 1534 and encodes 318 amino acids. Gene Ontology annotation, cellular component: plasma membrane; endomembrane system; SNARE complex. Gene Ontology annotation, biological process: intracellular protein transport; vesicle fusion; exocytosis. Gene Ontology annotation, molecular function: SNARE binding; SNAP receptor activity. The transcript is spliced from 3 exons.
AAUGAAUGAACACCCGCCACUUGCGUACGCAGUCAUCUAACGAUUCUAGGUAGAUCCGAUACUGCCGGGGGUUCAGUUUUAGGACCUUCAUACAUAAGCCGAAUGAAUUCCCUCUCGGUCAGCAAUUGAAACCUGAACUUGAAUGAUUCAUUCUGUCAAAAUCAACGUCUAGGCUAGUUGCCACAUCAGCUGGCGAUCUCAAUAAGCGAGGCUGUUUUUUUGUUUACUCAUUUCUCUUGAGCCUGUUCAACAAAAAAGAUCAAGCUUUUUCAGGCCCAAAAACCUGCCGGGGUACCUACGUCACGUCACGUUCGUACCCGUUCACUGAAGGACCCGUGCCCAAAUCCACCAAAACCGCAAAAGUCCACUGGCGCCACUAAGCUCUGGCGCUCGGCCCCGGCCCAUAUUGUCCAAUCCACGUUGAUCUUAAGGCCAAGACAAACUAAAGCUCAGUCGAGUAGCUUCAUCUCAUCAUUUCUCACCACCAGCACCAGCCUUUUAUUAGUGCUUUUUGCUCCUCUCAUCAUCACCAUCCAUCCCCCGCCAUUGCUUCCUUGUUCGAGUAUAAUUGAGCGUCAUGUCCUACGAUCAGUACAAUCAGAACCCUUACCAGCAGGGCUCGGCUCAGGAUAACUCCUAUGGCUAUGGCCAGGCCAAUCCUUAUGCGCAAGAAGCGCCAGCCCAUAGUAACGACCAGUAUGAGAUGCAGGAUUAUUCGCAACAGGCUACAGCUACUAGCUCGAGUCUUUCUCAGCAAGAAUUCCUGAACCGCGUGCAGAAACUCCGCGAUGAAAUCAAGGGUCUGACCAACGACGUCGAUUACAUCGGCCAGCUCCACCAACGCACCCUCAGCAGUACCGAUGGGUCCGCCAACCAUGACCUCGAGCAGUAUGUUUCUCAGACCCAGAUCCGAAACACCGCUAUCAAGGACGGCAUCAAGGGACUCGAGCGCGAUCUCGCAAAGACCAACGACAGCUCCCGUACCACAAAGAACACCCAGCUGCAGUCCCUCAAGACCUUCUUUAAGUCAGAGCUCGACAAGUACCAGAGCAUCGAGCGGGAUUACCAGCAGCGCUAUCGCGAUCAGAUUGCCCGUCAAUACCGUAUCGUCAACCCCGAUGCUUCCGAGCAAGAGGUGCAGGAAGCCGCCAACGCCGACUGGGGCAACGAGGGUGUGUUCCAGACUGCUCUACGAACAAAUCGUACCGGUCAUGCAAGCUCCGUACUCGGUAAUGUUCGUGCUCGUCACAGUGAACUUCAGCGCAUUGAGCAAACUCUUUCCGAGCUUGCCAUCCUCUACCAGGAGCUCGCCACCAUUGUUGAGCAGCAAGAGCCGGUCAUCCAGGCCGCUGAAACUAAUGCUAUCAACACCGUCGAUCACAUGGAGAAGGGCAACGAGCAAGUCGAGGUGGCCAAGAAGCACGCCGCCAACCGUCGCAAGCUCAAGUGGUGGUGUGCCCUCGUUGUCCUACUCAUCAUCAUCGCUAUUGCCGUGGGUGUCGGUGUCGGUGUUUCUGUGGCGAACAACAAGUAGAGCAGAGGCUCAUCAUCUCAAACUCCAUUGCCGAUGUUAUGAUGCUGACGCUGAUGCUCUGCUUGUUUUUGUUUCUCGUUUUCCCCUUCAUAGAUAUCUCGACGACGCAUUUGAGUUCCCAUUCUUCCGUUUUUACCCACAAGACCAGAGGAUACGACACGUCUUUAAUCCGUAUACCACCUCCCGUAUUUAAUCAUUCUUCUUCCCUUUGGCGCCGAAGCGUUAGGGGCCUUGUUGUUGCGGUCGUGGAGGAGAGGGUGGAGCUCACCCUGACUGUUAAUGAGAAACCCGGAUUCAUGUGAGCUUUUAUCCUCGGAUGGUAUUUUUGCUCUUUUUUUUUUUCUUUUUUUUUUUUUUUUUGUCUACUGGCGUUCUAUCUUUUUUGCUCCUCUUGUAAUAUCACUGGUCCGUCCUCAAAUUACAAGAGGAGAGGCAGACAGAUGAGGAGCAUCGCCGUUAUUGUACAUAUGUAUGUUGAAACACGAUCCAGAAAACGUCAUUGAGUCAUUGAGGCUACUGGAGUAGAGAUUCAUGGUAUUAAUGUCAUGCCUUUAAAGGCUGUUCAAUCAUAUCGGUCUACAUAGUGAUUUUGAGUACCAUAUUCAUCAAGUCAUCGGACAGGGCGUGACGAAAAAAAAAAUACGACUCAUUUUUCUUCCUCCCAUGUACCAGUGCAAAUGAUGUCCAAGCCUGCUGAGUACCUGCCCUGCGUUCACCUCGAAAAUUUCCGAUAUGCUUAAGAAAAACAUAAGAGAAGCACUUAUUAUAUACAGGUACAAUUGGGCUCAGUUGUGUGCAUUAUAGUUCCCAACUGCAGAGCAUUGGACCUUACUUGCUGGUGAGGAAGCAGCUGCGUAAGCUCCCUCGGUGGACAGAGUGUGGUUGGUUAUGUCCCGCGUCCCAUCCUAAAUCAACGCCAUCCUUUUUCUCGUCUGCUCCUAAUUCGUACACUUUACACGCCUUGGCCAUUCAUUGAUUGGUGUUUAUUUCUCGUACAACAUUUAUUGGGGACCCAUACGAAGGCCACCAGGCCCAGCGCCACCCGCCAACUUGGCUGCCAACUUUGGGUACUUCUCUGUGACUUGAACUUGUGUUCUGGUUGCCUCGGCGUAUGACAAGGCAUUGACAAUCUCAGCCUCAGUUCGAGCGAGCUCGGCCGCGCGCUCGAAAUACUUAAGAGCAGCAGGAACGUUGUUCUGUUGAAGGAGGAGCUGGGCCAUGGUAGCGACGGCAAUAUCGCACUCCGGGUCGACUAGGUUAUUGUUAGGACAAUAAUUGGCUGCAUUGUGUAGGAGAAUACUUACUGAUAAGGGCCUUCUGGCAAAGGGCCUCGGCUUCCU